UUUCCUCCCAUGCGAAGGGUGGCGCUGUUGUACUCAGACCACAUGGGGGCGUCAAAACCAGAAUAAGAGAAGCCCACGUCUUCCCUUGUGGUCUCCCCCAGUUCCAAGUCCAAAUGUGACCAAAUUGGACCUGCUGAGGCAUGUGACUUGCAUGCAAUGCAAAAACAACCAACAGACCUGCAAACAUGUUGCGAUUAGUCACAACUUCACUGUGUCUCUACUGCCAGAGGGCUCAAGUGACUCCUUUGCUUUUCAUGAGGCCCUCCUCCUCGAUUGUUCAAGAAGAGAACCCGCUUGCUGUAAGCGCCCUUUACGACUUGUCUGUAGACAUUAGUAAAGUCCGGAAGCUGAAGGGUUGGGUGUUGCGCCGUGAACAAGUGUAUGUGAAUGAGACCGCCGCCCUGCUGAGGAACAUGGGGGCUAGUGGGCCUGUUAUCGCCCGCGUUCUGGAGCUCCAUCCUGAGGCCAUCCUCUGCAAACCCGAUCAAAUGGAGGCUCAGAAAAAGCUGUGGAUGUCAGUGUGCACCAGCCAGAAGGAUCUAGUAGCAAUCAUUGAAAAAUUCCCCAGCUCGUUUUUCUCCUCGUCCUCCGAUCACGACAACCAGAAAGCUAACAUUGCGUAUUUCCAGACGUUACAUCUCAACAAACGCGUUAUUAGCAAGCUUAUGGCCAGUGCCCCUCAGAGCUUCAGCCGACCCUUGAAGCUAAACAAGGAGAUGAUCCAGACCCUGCAGAAGACCUAUUUGGACUUGGGUGGGAAGGAGGACAACAUGAAGACCUGGUUGCAGAAGCUGCUUACUCAAAAUCCAUACGUGCUUCUAAAGCUUCCCGAGGCCCUGCACGAUAACUUGGCAUUCCUACGCAAUGUGGGAUUUACUGGCGAUGAGCUCUUGCGGCUGCUUUCCAAACUGAAGGGAUAUGUUACUGAGCUGAACCCUGAAAGUAUGAGACUCACCCUCAACUACUCCCAGGAGACUUUGGGAUGCACAGAAGCAGAGCUCAGGCAGAUCGUGCUUCAGUGUCCAGCCUUGUUAUACUAUUCUGUGCCUAUAUUAGCUGACCGCUUCAAAGGCCUCCUCACCGCUGGAGUAAGUAUGGAGCAGAUCAUGGAGACUCCCACAGUAUUAGAACUGACAACGCAGAUCAUUCAAUAUCGCAUUCAGAAACUGCGCUCGUUUGAUUAUGAUGUACGGUCAGGUAGCCUGGAAGUCCUCGACGGCACCAAGAAAGAGUUUGAGAUGAGCUACGGGAAGUUGCAUCUUAGACGAGAGAGGCCAUUUUUUAAUCCAGUAGCUCCACUUCAAACAGAAGAUUAAGUGUGGAAGCCUGUUUUUGUGACUUUCAAUCUCAAUUAUGACUUCAUUUGUCACAAUUCCGAGAUUACAUCUGGCAAUUUUGAGUUAACAUUACGCAAUUCAAGACUUUUUUUUCUUCUCAGAAUUGCACAUUUUUACACACAAUUCUUAGUUGUCAUAAUUCUGAGUUUGUAUCUGCCAAUUUUGAAUGUUUUUUUUUUUUUUUUUGAAUUGUGAGUAUAUCUAAUUCUGAGAAAAAAGUCAAAUUGUGAGACAUAAUCUUGGAAUUGCAAGAAAUAAAUUGUGUGCAAGUUUGUAACACAAUUCUGACUUUAUGUAUUGCAGUACCUAGUUUAUAUCUGACAAUAUUGAGUUACCAUCUUGCAGUUUUGAGUUUAUAUCUCACAAUUUUGAGUAAACAUGUCACAGUUUGUAUUUUAUCAGAAUUGCGAGUUCAUAACGGAAUUCUGUUUUAUUUCUCGUAAUUCUUAGUUUAUAUCCAAGAACUCUGAAUUCGGAUAUAAAAAGUUGCAAUUACAAUUUUUUUAAAAUUGCAUGGUAGAAUCAGGCUUCCAUAAUUAAAAUUGUUUGUGCUGUAAACGGUAUAUUAACAGCGGGUUCCUUUGUCUGUUAUCGUACUACGGAGCCCCGCACAUGACAUACAAAAAAAAAAAACUAAUAAAUUGUGCACACAAUUUACUAAUUAGUUCCCUCAAUUUACUAAAAUGUGCACACAAUUACUAUUGCGUUCCCU
Carassius auratus (goldfish) is the source of this 2049-nucleotide messenger RNA. Its product is annotated as transcription termination factor 2, mitochondrial-like. Gene Ontology annotation, biological process: regulation of DNA-templated transcription; termination of mitochondrial transcription. Lineage: Eukaryota; Metazoa; Chordata; Actinopteri; Cypriniformes; Cyprinidae. Bases 186 to 1316 code for a protein of 376 amino acids. Gene Ontology annotation, molecular function: double-stranded DNA binding. The record is from RefSeq and is a predicted model, not a curated record. Gene Ontology annotation, cellular component: mitochondrial matrix. The transcript is spliced from 2 exons.